AGGGCAGACAAGAAAGCCCUUUUGGGCUAGUCGACAAUAACACCUCAGGAUAUCCAGAAGCCAGAUUUCAAUCUUUCUUCACCAUGACUCGGGGAAACCAAAGAGACCGUGACAGAGAGAGAGCUGCUGCCCGGGGUGCCAAAGCUGGGAAGAAUAAGGAUGAUGGCCUCACACCUGAGCAACGUAGGGAAAGAGAUGCUAAAGCGCUUCAAGAAAAAACUGCAAAAAAGGCAGCGGCAGAAGUUGGAGCGAAAGAUGCUGGGAAUAAGAAUGCUAAGAAAUAAUAUAUGUAUUGAAUGGUGUAUGACUUGAAUGUAUCAGAAAUAUUUUAUGUUUGAGGUACCAUUAGUUCAGUUGAAAUAAAGAGUAGUAUAAAGUUUGAGUCAAAAAUUAAAA
This is a messenger RNA of Cryptomeria japonica (Japanese cedar), 396 nucleotides long. RefSeq lists its product as uncharacterized. Bases 84 to 284 code for a protein of 66 amino acids. The transcript has a single exon. Lineage: Eukaryota; Viridiplantae; Streptophyta; Pinopsida; Cupressales; Cupressaceae. The record is from RefSeq and is a predicted model, not a curated record.